AUGGUGUGCAGUGCUAUAAGUAGAAUAUUUCAUGUAAAAGAUAAAUAUUCUAUUAAAUGUGCAAUUAUUAAAAAUACAAAUGAAAGAGAAGAAGCAUUAAUUCAUGAAAUAGCUUUAUCGCGUCCAUCAUCACAUAUGUUAAAAUACAAAAAGAAGCACUUAGAAAUAGCAUUAAGUAGUUCAGAACGUGUUCAUUGUGAUUCUAAACCAGAAAAUGAUCUUCUUUAUCAAACUUCAAAUGAUAGUUAUAUAUCAAAGAGAGUUGAUUUUGGUCUUAGUUUUCAAAUCGUAACAGCAUCAAUGACAUUGGUUAAAAAAUCAACUGAUACUGUUGGUCAUGAUGCAUCUGAAGUUAUUGUAGAUAAUAAAAUAUCAAAUAAAGUCUCAAAUAUUUAUGCAUUAGCAUUUAUUCCUUAUGAACUUUUAAGAGUAAAAUGUUUUUUUUAA
This is a messenger RNA of Rotaria sp. Silwood2, 447 nucleotides long. Lineage: Eukaryota; Metazoa; Rotifera; Eurotatoria; Philodinida; Philodinidae. The record is from the annotation of a GenBank genome assembly.